Messenger RNA from Scatophagus argus, 2105 nucleotides. It is a transcript of the gene ngs, whose product is annotated as notochord granular surface. NCBI's taxonomy places the organism in Eukaryota, Metazoa, Chordata, Actinopteri, Scatophagidae. Gene Ontology annotation, cellular component: cell-cell junction; sarcolemma; Z disc. The record is from RefSeq and is a predicted model, not a curated record. The transcript has 11 exons. The coding region runs from base 299 to 1909 and encodes 536 amino acids. Gene Ontology annotation, biological process: skeletal muscle organ development.
ACAGCACUCAUUAAAUGAAAUGUAAUUAAAUUAAAUUAAAUCUGCCGGCAAACUGACGGGUAAUUGCGUUCUUUAUUGUUAGAAUAUUAAGAUUUUCGCAACCGCAUUUAAUAAGUGAAUUGACGUAACCUUGAUAGAUGUUUGUAAGGACAUUCACCCUUGGGUUGGGAAGGUUCAACAUUCCUCUGUAGUGUUCAGGGGAGGGCUGAAAAUAUAAAGACCCCGCCAUAAACUAAAAGAUGCGAGUGAUCAGUUUGGAGUUUCCAGUAGAAGCUGCAGAAGUUACAGGAACGUCAUCAUGAGCCGCAGUCAAGAAAGGAUGUCCUCAUACCGCCGGCAUUUCGAGAGUACCUUUGUGGCCCCUCCAGCUUACCAGCUGCGUGUGUCCAGUCCCUCUCCCACCCGCACUAGGGAGACCCGGCACCGGUCGGCUAGCUUCACUCGGCGUGGUGGGACGAUGGGGCGAAUGGCCAUCUCCGCUAAAGCUGACAUGACCAGUGUGAGUAUGGGAGCUAUGUGCUUCGGUAUGACUAAGGGAUUUGGGCCGAAACUGGACCUGGAUGCAGCUUCAGCAGAGAACCAGGCCUUUAUGAUGACUCGAACUAAUGAGAGGCAGGAGAUGGUGGCCCUCAAUGACCGCUUGGCAGCAUAUAUUGAAAAGGUGCGAACCCUGGAGUCCAAAAACAAGCUGCUGGAGGCUGAAAUUGAGACCCUGAAGAGCCGCCAUGUCAGACCGUCAGGCCUCAGACAGUUGUAUGAGUCUCAGCUGAAGGAUCUCAACAGGGUUGCAGAGCAAAUGAGAGGCCAGAGGGAUGUGUCUUUGGCAGCCAAGGAGGCGAUGUUGGGCCAGCUAGACAUGCUGAAGGCCAAAUAUGAUGAGGCUGUGGAUGCCCGGAAAAAAACGGAGCACGACAUUGAAACUCUCCGUCCGGAUGUUGAUAGAGAAACCUCAGCACGGAUUGUGCUGGAGAAACACCUGGAACAUCUGGAGGCUGAGCUGGCCUUCCUGCAGAGAGUUAACAAGGAGGAAAUUGAGGACCUGAUGCAGCAUAUCUAUUCAGCGACUUCCAAGGUGCACCUGACCUAUGGCCUCCCAGACCUCUCCACUGCUCUCAAACAGAUUCAGUCUCAAUAUGACAACAUUGCAGCGAACAACCUACAGGAAAUGGACACUUGGUACAGGUCAAAGUUUCAGGAUUUGAGCAGCGCAUCCACAAAACACGUUCAAAGUGUUCGAAGCGUGAGAGAGGAAAUCACAGGCUAUAAGAAGGACAUUCUCAGCAAGGAACGCGAAUUGGAUGCACUGAAGACAAGAAACGAGUAUUUGGAGGCUCAGAUUCGUGAUGCAGUGGAAAAAUACAAGAAGAAGGAGGAGGACUUACAGGAGCAUAUUGAGGCAAUUAAGCUGGAUUUGAAAGUAACAAAGGAGAAGAUUGCUUUGCUGCUGCGGGAAUAUCAGGACCUGCUAAAUGUAAAGAUGGCUCUGGAGAUUGAGAUCACCACUUACAGGAAGCUGAUUGAGGGAGAAGACAGUCGACUGAGUACCAUGGUCCAAAACCUUUCCCUCUCCGGAGGCCUGCAUCUCUCUUCCUGUGUGAGCAUGCACGCAGCCUCGGCCUCAUCUUCAGUCUCAGAUAGUUCUGCCCCUGUAGCCAUCUCGAAGGUAGAUGUAGCCUCUGGCGACUCAGCCAGUAGCGAAGCUGAGAAAACCCCAGGUGCCGGCAGCGCUGAAGUGGAGGCAGCCUCAUCAGACAUGCAGACAGACUUAGGGGAGCAGGCAACUGAGAUGUCUGAGAGGAAGACUGUCCUCAUCAGAACAGUUAAGACAGAUGAGGAGACUUACGAGAGCAACACACAGGAGCGCACCAUCACCAUUUCUGGAGCAGCCGAUGACACAGAGGAAGAAUAGAUCAUUUAUCCGUGGCAAAUCUCACUGAGUGACCCUCACCAACAUUUCAUGUCAUAUUUUUCAGUUGUCCUGAGUGCUUUGAAAAUCCUAGAAUUAAAUACUAAACUUAAGAGAAGACACACUGUACAACAUUUAGAGGAAUUAUACCUUAUACUGAAACAGCUUGUGUCCAUUUCAAGGAUCGUGUUCGUUAUGC